This is a messenger RNA of Coregonus clupeaformis (lake whitefish), 1519 nucleotides long. Its product is annotated as ras-related protein Rab-9A. Gene Ontology annotation, molecular function: GTP binding; GTPase activity. The record is from RefSeq and is a predicted model, not a curated record. Bases 821 to 1426 code for a protein of 201 amino acids. The transcript has 4 exons. Gene Ontology annotation, biological process: Rab protein signal transduction; retrograde transport, endosome to Golgi. Gene Ontology annotation, cellular component: late endosome; phagocytic vesicle; lysosome. NCBI's taxonomy places the organism in Eukaryota, Metazoa, Chordata, Actinopteri, Salmoniformes, Salmonidae.
UCUGGUCCCAUCUACCGUGUGGUGUCUGGUCUGGUCCCAUCUACCGUGUGGUGUCUGGUCUGGUCCCAUCUACCGUGUGGUGUCUGGUCUGGUCCCAUCUACCGUGUGGUGUCUGGUCUGGUCCCAUCUACCGUGUGGUGUCUGGUCUGGUCCCAUCUACCGUGUGGUGUCUGGUCUGGUCCCAUCUACCGUGUGGUGUCUGGUCUGGUCCCAUCUACCGUGUGUUUGUCGUCCUCUGGUGGCUCUGUUUCUGUAAGAAUCAGAUGUGGUCUUUGUUGGAGGUUCGAUUGAAUACUGUAGCUAGCUAUUUACUGGCUAAAACCUAGUCAACAGCAUAGCUGUAUUUGUUUAUAAUUCAUUUUAUUAGAAAUAAUAUUAUAUUCAAACUGAGUGAUGAGACUCGAGAACAUUUGACAGUACUGUCAAAAAAUUCAAGACUUCUUAGGUCACAUGAGUCAGUGGAAACAGGCUAACGUUAGCCCCGCAGACAUCAGAAGUUGUUGUUGAUGAGCGAGAAGCAGCUAGGCUAGCUAACUGCCAUUGAAUCCCAUCCAAGGGACAGCUAGAAAAAAAGCUAGAAAUUAUCACAGUCGUCGAAUUUAUUCUUCAAAACUUGGCAACGCUGGUUGAAUGUUGACCACGGUUAAGAUUAUAAUGACUGACACGAAACAUAGACGCAUGUGACCAACUACCUAAUGUAUGUAGUAGCACAUGAUCCGGCCCAGCUGGAGGCUUCAAUAAUUCACGGGUUUCAGAAUAUCCACACUGAGUAGUAAAGGUCCUAUUUUCCAGAGGACGAGACCACGUGUUGUUAAGAGCCAUGGCCACCAAGUCAUCUCUGCUGAAAGUCAUCCUGCUGGGAGACGGAGGAGUGGGGAAGAGCUCCCUCAUGAACCGCUACGUCACCAACAAGUUUGACACGCACCUCUUCCACACCAUCGGAGUGGAAUUCCUUAACAAGGACCUGGAGGUGGACGGUCGUCUGGUCACCAUGCAGAUCUGGGACACGGCCGGACAGGAGCGUUUCCGCAGCCUCAGGACUCCCUUCUACCGCGGGUCUGACUGCUGUCUGCUCACAUUCAGUGUGGAUGACAACCAGAGCUUCCACAACCUGGCCAACUGGAAGAAGGAGUUCAUCUACUACGCCGACGUCAAGGAGCCUGAGAAGUUCCCCUUCGUGGUGCUGGGGAACAAGGUGGAUGUGUCAGAAAGGCAAGUUUCUUCUGAAGAUGCUCAACAGUGGUGUCGGGAAAACGGCAAUCACCCUUAUUAUGAGACCAGUGCCAAGGGUUCCACCAACGUAGCCAUAGCCUUUGAGGAGGCGGUGCAGAGAGUGCUGGCCAUGGAGGAAAGGGCAGACCACCUCAUCCCCACGGACACAGUCAACCUCCACAGAAAGCCCCGCUCCAGCACUUCCUGCUGUUGACAACGUGUAGUGCCUACCCAGUGCUUGACUUGGACUGAAAUAGGUGCCAGUGCUCAUUUUGGGUGCCGGUACUGUUUACGUUUAGGUGCAGGA